Messenger RNA from Diaporthe amygdali, 1218 nucleotides. RefSeq lists its product as uncharacterized. Lineage: Eukaryota; Fungi; Ascomycota; Sordariomycetes; Diaporthales; Diaporthaceae. Bases 1 to 1218 code for a protein of 405 amino acids. The transcript has 6 exons. The record is from RefSeq and is a predicted model, not a curated record.
AUGAAGGAAGUCAAAACAGCGGAGGAAAUUGAGCUCGAAAGGGACAAAGCGGAGAAGUUCAUCAUCCAAGCCCUGGAGAUAAUGCAGAACGUGCGGCGGACAUUCCUGGAACAGCAAAGUCAGAUCUUCUCAAAUUCGUGGUUCCUGUUAUAUGAGAGUCGAUACAUCGGUUCCUCUGAGUCUGCGAUAGCGCCGAGGACUGUCACGUUGCAUAAUGGACAAAUCCUCACCUUCAAAUCCAACAUCUCCACCAAUCUGGAGAGCAUACCCAUCACCGAUGCUAGCAAGAUCUGGUCUGAAUGCUUAGAAGAUCGCCAGGCUGUCGCUGAAGAGGUUCGAGAGGCUUCGCGAACUAUUGGUUUCUUCUACCUCAUCAAUCAUGAAAUACAGGAGAAGUACGCUCAAGAUUGCUUCGCACAGGCGAAGCGAUUCUUCGCCUUACCCGAGGAGAAGAAGAUGGAGGUAUGGACAGGGCAAUUGCCCACUGAGUAUGCAGGUUUUCACCCAAUGGCGGCGUACAAUAGGAACGGUUGGAAGCAUCACGAUCUCAACGAGGCCUUCAACUGGCCGUAUGAUCCCCGGCAGGACCCCGAAGCCGUUAGCGAUCAUGCGCCUUCACCGAGUCUCUGGCCUUCAAACUUACCAGGUUUCCGCGAAGGCUUGUAUGCCUAUCAGUUACAGCUUCUCCGGUUAUCGCGCCAAUUGACGCGAAUAUUUGCCCUCGCUCUCUAUCUACCCGAGGACUAUUUUGACGAGUACAUCAAACGGCCUGAGGCUGGUAUGCGCAUUCUGCACUACCCAGAGCAGGAGAAUUGCAUCGACGAUCAGAACGGCAUCGGUGCUCAUACAGAUGUCGAGUGUUUCACCAUCGUGACUCAGGACUCAGCCGGGGGUCUCGAAGUGCUCAGCAAAUCUGGCAACUGGGUGAGGGCUGACCCGAUCCCAGGAGCUUUCGUGGUGAAUAUUGCAGACUGCUUCAUGAGACAGACCAACGACUUCUUUGUCUCUACCGUUCACCGUGUUAUCAACAAAAGCGGAAAGGAGAGGUAUUCAGCACCUUUCUUCUUCGGAUUUGAUAAGAACAAACUACUAGAGCCGGUCCCUACUUGUAUUAGCAAAGAUAACCCUAUGAAGUAUCCUAUUAUGACUGGUGGCGAGUAUUCUCGAUUCAGGGUAGGGAAAGUCAAGGGCUUACAAGAAUCAAACGACAAGACCUAA